Molecule: messenger RNA, 8130 nt
Organism: Dermacentor albipictus
Lineage: Eukaryota; Metazoa; Arthropoda; Arachnida; Ixodida; Ixodidae
Gene: msn
Product: serine/threonine-protein kinase msn
Biological process (GO): protein phosphorylation
Molecular function (GO): ATP binding; protein kinase activity
Source: RefSeq, a predicted model, not a curated record
GGAAAGGCUUGAAACCAUCACAGCAGGCUGCGUUAGUGGUGGAUGUUGUAGAGUGAGCAUUGACGGCCGGUUGUGUUGGUGAGGUGUGUGUGAACGUCUGCAAUGAGAAUCUUGAAACUACGCCGUGUUUGACACUGUUCGCCUGAGUAACUGUGUAGGACUAAUGUGACGUUACAUUGCUACGCUCGAGCCGCCCGGAGUCCCUUUCCGUGUUUUAUUCGGCAAGGGAGCCUCCGAGAAGGCUCCGAGGGGCGCUUGAGAUCUUUUGUUCCUAUCGGCUUUCUCGCUGCGGUCAACGCCAUGGCGCACACCCAGCCGAGUGUAAACUGCAGUCUGGAUGACAUCGACCUCAACAGUCUAAAGGAUCCUGCUGGUAUAUUUGAACUAAUUGAAGUAGUCGGAAAUGGUACCUAUGGACAAGUAUACAAGGGUCGGCACACCAAGACUGGUCAGCUUGCGGCCAUUAAGAUUAUGGAUGUUACUGAGGAUGAAGAGGAAGAAAUUAAGCUAGAGAUUAAUGUCCUAAAGAAGUAUUCCCAUCACCGUAAUAUUGCCACCUACUAUGGGGCAUUCAUACAGAAGAGUCCACCAGGCAAAGAUGAUAAGCUCUGGUUGGUCAUGGAGUACUGCGGUGCUGGUUCAGUCACAGAUCUUGUCAAGUCAACCAAGGGCCAGUCACUGAAGGAAGAGUGGAUUGCUUACAUAUGCAGAGAGAUCCUCAGGGGUCUGAGCCAUUUGCAUGCCAACAAGAUUAUACACAGGGACAUCAAGGGGCAGAAUGUCUUGCUCACCGACAAUGCUGAAGUAAAGCUUGUGGACUUUGGAGUAAGUGCUCAGUUGGACCGUACAAUAGGACGACGUAACACAUUUAUUGGAACUCCUUAUUGGAUGGCCCCAGAAGUGAUAGCUUGUGAUGAGAACCCAGAUGCUACAUACGACAACAGGAGUGAUCUGUGGUCCCUUGGAAUCACUGCACUUGAAAUGGCCGAGUCACAACCACCUCUGUGUGACAUGCAUCCAAUGCGAGCGCUGUUUCUAAUCCCUCGGAACCCACCGCCUCGGCUCAAAUCACGCAAGUGGGCAAAAAAGUUUCACAGCUUCAUUGAGACGGUACUGGUAAAGGACUACCAACAGAGACCAUACACCGAGCAGCUGCUCAAGCACCCUUUCAUCAAAGAUCAGCCCACCGAGAGACAGGUGCGCAUACAACUCAAAGACCAUAUGGACCGGUGCCGUAAACACAAGCGCUCAGCCACAGGAGCAGGGGGUCCUAGGGAGGUGCCAGGAGGGCCUGACGAUUACCGAUACAGUGGUAGUGAGGGUGAGGAUGAGGACGGCACAGCAGGGGAGCCAGGCUCCGUGGAGCCAGCGCAACGUGACUUGACCCUGAAGCGCAACUUUCAGCAACUACAGGCCCGGGAUGGUACCCUCACUGCUCCACAACAGCAGCAACAGCAACCAAGCAAGCCUCCCGAGCUCCCUGCAAGGCCACCACCGGUACCACCACAGAGAGUUAUUGUGGUGCCUGAUCCCCCGCCUCCUAGCAAGCCGUUGCCACCAAUCCCUGUGGAGGAAGAGCGCAAGCCAGCCACACCACCACGUAACCAUCAGGCUGGUGGAGCCCGGGGAAGUUCCUCAUCCCACCAGCAGCCCCUGCCGCCGCCACCAAAUAGUAGAGGCCCCAACCGCAGGCCAGAGGAGCUGGAAGUGCUAGCGCAGCAGCUGAAUGAGCUUGCCCUGGGGGGUGCGGGGGGUCGGGGCUCAAACGGAGCCCGCCUGGCACCAUCACAGAGGCUCAACGGUGCCCAGCCCAGGCCACCUGCUUCAGCCGAUGUAGGCUCCGACUCUGAUGAGGACGAUGGCCUCAUUCAGAAUGAUGGCACCCUACUGGCGUCAGACCCACCGAGGCCCUUACCUCCAGAUGGCUAUAACCAGGAGACUCUGCGCUGCCUGGCCUCUGAGGACCCACUGUGCCAGGCCCCCAACAGGCCUCUGCCUCCGACUCCUGAUGAAGAGGAAGGUCGCAACGAUGCCACGCUUGUUAUGCGCAGGAUACCAAGCAACAACAGCAGCAGCAGCAGCAAUGAACAGAGGCAUUCAUCAUCUGCUGGAAAAAAUGAGCGCGGGAAAUUACCUGCAACCAGCAGCGCAGCAGCAGCUGCACCCAGCGCUGCUAGUCGACGUUCUGAAGAGCACCCACGACGGUCUGGUCACUCCCAGCAACAGCACAGACUCAAAGAGCGGCCGCGUGAGAGCAAAGGCCGUCGGAAAGAGUCGUCAGCAUCGGCGACCACUGCAGCCGAAGUAGCCAGCCGGCAGGAUGUGCGCCGCCCCACCGAGCGAAAACAUUCGCAGCAACUCCCAGGCCAUGCUGAUCGCAAUCCAGCAGCAGUUGCUGAGUGGCUCAUGAAACACUCAGGAUCGCCUGCAGUCAGGUCAUCACUCAACUCCUCUGCUGGGACGCCCAGCCCUGAAAGGCUGUUACAACGUGAGGGAGCAGCCGAUUCUACGAGUUCAAGUGGUGAUGCUGCUCUCUUGCGAGAGGAGACAAGUAGUAAGGGCAACCAUGAUGACCGACUGGGACGGUCAGACCUGUCCCAAAGUUCGUCAGGCAACCUGUCCAAUGCUCGGUCAAGUGGCGAACUACCUGAUUUGCUGCCACGUCACGCACAGCAACGCCAGCAGGAUAAGUCAACUUCUGAUGAGUACCGACAGGCUCUUAACCCACCGGCUCCACCUCAGUUGCAGUUGCAACAGAAGCAGCGCUCGUUCCUGGCAUUUGGCUUUAGCGCGGGUGGGGGCAGCACAGCGGGGGGUGGGGCCCCCCCAGCCCCAUCUCCCCGGCGGGAGUCCCAUGUCAACGUCAACGUCACACCCACCUCGCAUGAGGCAGUGAGCACCACCCCGGAGAUCCGCAAGUACAAGAAGCGCUUCUACUCGGAGAUCCUCUGUGCAGCUCUCUGGGGGGUGAAUCUGCUGAUUGGCACGGAGAAUGGCCUGAUGCUGCUGGACCGCAGUGGGCAGGGCAAGGUGUACCAGCUCAUUUCGCGCCGGCGCUUUCAGCAGAUGGAGGUGCUCGAGGGCCAGAAUAUCCUGGUCACAAUCUCUGGCAAGAAGCAGCGUGUGCGCGUCUACUAUCUUUCCUGGCUGAAGAGCAAGAUCCUGCGCACAGAUGCGCAAGUUGAAAAGCGCAAUGGCUGGAUAAACGUCGGGGACCUCCAUGGUGCAGUUCACUUCAAGAUAGUGGUGUGGUCAAUUCCCCAACACGAUCUAAAGGAGUGGGAAAAUACCUUUCGAAUUUGGAGUGGCAACGUGAAGUACGAGCGCAUCAAGUUUCUGGUGAUAGCGUUGAGGGACAGUAUCGAGAUCUAUGCCUGGGCACCCAAGCCAUACCACAAGUUCAUGGCGUUCAAGUCUUUUCCCGAGCUGAUCCACAAACCUUUGGUGGUGGACAUGACCAUCGAGGAAAACAUUCGCCUCAAGGUGGUGUACGGAUCAUGCCAAGGAUUUCACGCAGUGGAUUUGGACUCUGGAGCUGUUUAUGAUGUUUACAUUCCUUCCCAUUUCCAGGAUCGUGCAGCAGGGAACCAGGGUCAGAUCACCCCCCACACCAUUGUGACUCUUCCAAACUCCAAGGGUGUCCAGCUACUGCUCUGCUAUGACAAUGAGGGUGUCUACGUGAGCAUAUAUGGCAGAGUCAGCAAGAACAUUGUCCUGCAGUGGGGAGAGAUGCCCACUUCAGUCGCAUACGUUGGCACGGGCCAGAUCAUGGGCUGGGGCAACAAGGCCAUUGAAAUUCGUAGCGUGGAGUCUGGCCACCUGGAUGGUGUGUUCAUGCACAAGAAGUCACAAAAGCUCAAGUUUCUCUGUGAACGCAAUGACAAGGUGUUCUUUUCGUCAGCCAAAGGCGGCACCUCCUGCCAGAUCUACUUCAUGACACUGAACAAGCCAGGAAUGGCCAACUGGUAACCAUGGUACCAGCAGGCUGCCUCUCCCCUUUUUACCGCCAGCAGCCAUCAAACAGCAUAGUUUAGUUACUUUGAAAGUGUCCGUUCACCAUGCUUGGGCAAAUGCAGCAGUUUUUACCUAUUUCUGCUAUUGGUAGUAACGCUUAAAAAAAAAAGUGUGGAGUGGUUUUACUGAUGUUUUCACUUUUUGCCUUCCACCUGAAGCUAAAACCCCAAGUGAGCAAAAAUUUCAGUUGGCAGGAGCAAUGCAGGCUAUUUUGCAGUCUUCAGCGUGCGUCUCUCAAGAAACGUUGUGUAACUGCCCUCGGUGGUAAGGCAUUAUGUGUAGAAUUUAUGAAUGUGCUUGUCGCUGGAGCUACCCAUCAUUGCUGCACCCCAGAGAGCAGUUGUAUAGCCUCACCUAGUCCCAACACAUCAACAGUUUUGGAUUUUUGGAAAUGCUAGCAUUUCAAGCCUGAAGUUUGCCACACAGCCUUAUAAUUUGAAACAUUUCGUAAGUGCAUUAAGAAUGUCAUCUUCGUGAAUUAGUUUCACAAGAACUGUCCCUUUAUGCUUUAUGCAGACCAUCUGCCAAACGGAUUACAUAAUUGUGGUAAAUCAUAGGAGUAUGAGUAAACAGCUCUGGCAUUUUGCCGAGAUAUAUUCUUCUUCAUCUUAUCAUUGCCUCAUCUCUCUGGAGAUUCGACUGUAAUGUGUGUAUACCUCUACUUGCACCAUUGUUGAAACAAUGCUUUGUUUUGCAAAGUCGAAAACUGCUGCGUUUGCCAUAGCAUGCUUACUUUUGCCUGGGCCAUUUGCUUGUGGCAAUGAAUUGACUGGCCACAUUAGAAAGCUCUUCUUUAUAUGGGGCCAUGCUAUGGUUUUGUUGUCAGCCAGCUGGUGCCCGGGUGUAUGACUAGCUGCACUGUCUUAAGAUAAUAUGCUGUUAGCUCCUACUGCAGGUCCUUGCAGCUGAUGCUCAUGAUUGACAUUGUUGGUCCAUCAAAACUGGAGAAAGAAGAAAGUGCUUUUGCCUGAGCGAUGUGCACUGCUCUCUAAGCAGUAGCUUUAGUGGGUGCAAGAAAAAAAGAGGAAUAGAAACUGCAACUAUGGUCUUGUUGCAGAGUGGCAAUGUAAAAGUGCACAUAGUUACAUAUCUACAUUUUUGUUUUGUGCAAUACUGCUUGUAGUUGAUCUGAGCAGUUGGACUCUGUAUGCUGCUGUCCUUUCUACUGCUUCUGUCAUUUGUGGUCCAAGGCAUGGUUGCUCCCAAGUUUUCUUAUAUACAUACAUAUAUAUAUAUAUAUAUACAUAUAGUCGUGGCAUGUGAAGGCUGUUGUCUCCUUGGCUUUUGGUCGAUGUCAUGACCUGUAUUUAUCAUGUACAGAAUUCCUCUAUUUAAUUUUGAUCGUCCUAUGCUGAGGGAAUCGGAAAGCUUUGCUUUCCCCUUAUUUUUUGUUAGACUUCUUGGAUGCUUGUUUUUGAAGUGCAGUGCCACUGUAGAAAAAAGACGACUUGUGUUCUCUUAGCAUCAUGUUUGUGAUCGUGUUUGACACAACUAUACUGGCAGGCCUUUAUCAGGAGUGUGCAUAUUUGUAACAUGGGUUGCGUUGCAUUGAGCAAAGUCUAUUGCAAGAAUUCUUUUCGUCUAGAUGGCAAACAACUUGCAAAGGCUGUUUAUAGAAAUCAAUUAUGCAUGUUUGCUCUGUGCCAACCAGGAUGUGCUGAAGCACCUGUGAGCAUUACGUUACUGACCAGGCACCAUUGCUUAUUUCAUAAAGAAGUCUGAUCUGUCAUGAAAUAGUAUUGGUUUUGGCUUUGGAUCGAAGGCCUAAUAUCAUUUGUGCUUCUGUAGUUUGUUCCUUUUUGUUAUCGCUGCAAAUAUUUUUGUUAAAGCAGCAGACCAGGCAGUUUGCUGCAUUGGUAUGAACUGAAAUGCAACCACAUGCUAGUGAACUCUAGCCUGAGUAACACUCAAGCAGCUGUUGCAAUUGGUUAUAGAGCAUUUAAGCCAAUAGAUGUAUGACAUGCUUUUAUUUGCUCAGAAUUGCACAUUAAAGAGCUGAGCAGAGUGAAAAAGAAAGAAUGGAUUUCUUGUUUUCCCGUGGGAUAAGAAAAAGCCCUCUCAGUUUCCUGUUCACUCUUGUACAGGUGCUAGUCUAACACACUCAAUCAGCCAUAGCAUUUGGUUACAGAGCAUUUAAGCCAGCAAGUGUAUGACAUAUUUUUAUUUGCUCAGAAUUGCACAGUAAACAGCUGAGCAGAGUGAAAAAUAAAAAAAAAAUGGAUUUCUUGUUUUCCCUUAGAAUGGCCGUAAGAAAAAGCCCUCCGUUUCCUGUUCACUGUUGUACAGGUGCUAGUCUAACACCCUCAGACUUUGCUCUUUCGCUGCUUAUUGUACGCGCAACCGCAACCAUUUUCGUUGCCUGACCUUUGCACAAAUUUUUGUAUCUGGUCUUGCAUACUUGCCACUUUCGUGUCGCCCAACAAGCUGACUCGGAAGUGAGUGUGUUUGUAGUAGAAUCUGAAACUGGGAAACAUUGAGUUAGAGGCCCAAGCUUCAUUCUACUGUCGUUCCAGUUUAGAGCAAAACUUGCCCUCAGCAACCAGUCGGCAACUGGAAUCACACAUUGGUUUUGUCUGAUGAGGCCUUGUAGUUGCUCAAUACAUGGCCUAGCUAACCUAUUCGAACUGAGAGGCUAAGCACAAUCUCCUAAUGCCAAUCCUUUGUUCGAGCUUGGCUGCCACUAAUGUCUGUGUGCCAGCAUUUGGCGUGUGCUAUCACUUCGUGUUAGUUCUUCACAGACUGCACGGUUUGGAACAUCCUGCAAAAGGAGCUUCAACCCCUCCCCCCCCCCCCCCUUCUUUUUGUUUCUUCAUUUUUUCUCUGCAGUAAUUUGCUGCGGUAUUUAUCACGUUUGGAUACAAUAAGCUUUUGUAUCAUUGUCAGGCAGACAUUGAGUUACCACAGCUCCAGUGUCCAUUAUGCCUCACUUGAAGCAAAUACUUGUUCAUUUCAUGCAGGGGAAUGGUGUAUGUUGAUAUUUUGUUUUUUAAGUUGUGGACCUUGUUUUCUCACUAGCCAGCAUAUUCAUGCACUCCCCCCCCCCCCUCCCUCACUUCCUCCCCAACAUAUGGCUUCUUUUUUUUGUUCUUGUUUGCAAUUUGAUGGCUUUGUUUUGUUGUCCUAGUUUAUUGCAAAGUGGUAAAUACGACCAUAUGGUUAUGUUUUGUAUAUAUUGACAGAUGCUCCUUUUGCUUAUAGAUUUAAAAUGGCGAACAAACUCAACAGCAAGCAGGAAGGAAUAUUAUCAAAGUUUGGUCAGCUUUUCCACAGGCUCACUGUAAUGUCAAUAAUAGUGCCAAAGCCUUCCCCCCCCCCCCCAUAUUUUUUUUUAUUUUGUUGCAUUACAGGGCUCUCGUUGCAAGUGGCACUUGAUCCUUCUGUGUCUUUAUUAGUUUUUUUUUUCAUGCGUACUGCACAUGUCAGAGGUGCAUCUGAUAGUCAACUGAACGCAAUGAGAAAAUGUGUGUCCAUGUACAUAAACAUAUGCGUAUAUGACAUGAUUUACGAGUAACUGCAUCCCUUCGCAUAUUUGCUUGCUGGAGCAUGUAUGGUACUUCAAUAGAAAACUAAUAACCUGUAGCUUAUUUAUGACUGACCACAGCACGGCCGCAGAGCUUUAGAAAAUGUUUGCCGCACGUUGCCUGUAGGCUGCAUUGUGCGCGUGCUCAAAGAUGUCCCCCUUUUACGCUACACGUAAGAUAGUCGUGGUUGUAUUUCUGAAAGCUUUCUCAGACAAGUGAUAGGAUGUCGUUGGCACUUCAUGCUUCACUGUUUGCAGCCAGACAGUCAGUAGCAUCAGACGCAUAAUCUGCGUUUCAACCUGGCUGCGUGCAUUACAGCUUUGUGGUCGUGCUGUAUAGAGAAAAGCUGGAGCGAACCAAGGUGUACAAUGGUAGACCCAUAUCUAUUAAGCUACUUCACAAGUGUUUGACCAGGGCUAUGUAUACUGAACGAUGUGUCAUAUAAGCAAAUCUUUUGCAAGAUGUUAUCCCAGGGGAACUUUUUUAAUGCAUCUUCGAGAAUGAGAGAGAAAAAAAAAAGAGCAACGACUAUGUAACAUACAUCUGCAAUUUUAUAUGUUUUAGUGAUUCUGUCAAUAAAGUUUUACAGAUUUUU